Argentina anserina (silverweed cinquefoil) is the source of this 1676-nucleotide messenger RNA. Its product is annotated as F-box protein CPR1-like. NCBI's taxonomy places the organism in Eukaryota, Viridiplantae, Streptophyta, Magnoliopsida, Rosales, Rosaceae. The record is from RefSeq and is a predicted model, not a curated record. Bases 165 to 1376 code for a protein of 403 amino acids. The transcript has 2 exons. Gene Ontology annotation, molecular function: protein binding.
CCCAAAUCCGAUCCAUCUCUCGGUUCUUUAAAACCUCGAACGCAUUUCUACCAGUUUCAUUUCAUUUCAUCUCUCUCUCUCUCUCUCUCUCUCUCUCGUCUCUUCAGAAACCUUGAACAUCCAUCUCCAUCUGGGUUGCGAACUUGUGAUUGAAGCUCUUGGCAAUGUUGACGAAGAAGGAGCAGCACAUUGAUCCUGACCUCCCAGAACAUGUUGUGCUCAACAUCCUCUGUCGGUUGCCGGUUAAGUCCUUGAUCCGCUUCACUUGUGUCUGUAAACGGUGGCAUUCUCUCAUCAUUUCCGACCGCCAAUUUGGCAACUCCCAUUUCCAACUAUCAUCCCACCUCCGUCAACAUGUCCUUAUCGCCACUCCUCGUAUGUCUUCCACUCAAUUUCAAUGCUUAGAUGAUAACUUUACGACGAAAAAGCUCACUUGCCCAUUGGAGCUGACUACUGUGACUAGCAACACUGAAGUAAUGGGCUCCUGCGAUGGUUUGGUACUUUUGGGUCAGUUCAAUCGAAAUUGUUUGGUACCUCUGGUCGAAUUUUACUGUGAUUAUUAUAGAAGUUUGGUAAUCUGGAAUCCAUCGACUAAAUUCGUCCGCAAGAUACCUCUUCCAAAAUUUCAGAUUGGGAUGAUAAAAUUGGCAGAUGAAAGAAAGAAAAGGCACAUGAGCUGUGUAUAUUAUGGUUUUGGUCGAGUGUCGGCCUCUGAUGACUAUAAACUUGUGGUGAUACCAAAUUUUGGUGGUUUUAUGGAAGUUCAGGUGUUCUCAUAUAGGGCUAACAGUUGGAAAGUUGUUAAAGCUCCUUACCUGUCACCAUACCCCUUUUGGUCUAAAGAAUGGGGGACUUAUUCAAAUGGAGCCAUUCAUUGGGUCAGUGACUGCGAACCUGGGUUUGAGCCACCACCGGUCUAUGCUUUUGAUCUGGACAGUGAGCAGUUUGGGGAAAUGCCACUUCCUGUUUUUAGCCAUAAUGAAGAUGGUAUAAAAAUGACGCGAGUAAGAACUCCGGUACUUGUAGGAGGAUGUCUUUGUGUGAUGUUUCAGGAUCCUGACAAAUAUAGUGAAUUUUGGGUGAUGAAAGAGUAUAAAAUGCCUGAAUCUUGGGUUAAACUUUUUCGGUUUAAUGUACGUGAUUUACCAGAUGUGUUUGCUCCAAACUAUAACUGCUAUUACUGGGAUCCUAUUUUUCUUUCAGAAGACGGAACAAUUGUGAUCAAACUACAUAUGAAGUUGGACUUGGUCAGAAUUAUAUGCUGUAAGGACAACGCCCCAGUCUGCACUGAUCGGUACAGAGUUGAGGUGCCCGAGUACAUGUGUUCAUUCAAUGCCCAUUUUUAUCAUGAGACUUUAGUUUCAGUGCCUGAAUGAUUAUGGUGAUUCAUAUGGCUUUACACCCAGAGAGUCCUGCAAAACUAAGAAGCAAGACCAAAUCUGUACUGCUAGGUGCAUCUUAUUUCUGGAUUCCUUUUGGGUUUUAACUAUUGUUAUUUGGACUGCAUCCUAUUUCUGGUUUCUUUGUAGGUGUCGUAUUGGUAUUUCAUAUGGUUGUGGAAGGAGUGUAUGUUACUUUGUUUUAACCAGUGAGCUCGAGUGGCCAAAAACUAUGAAGUAUGAACUAUUACUGCUGUAUAAUGGAACUUGUUUAUGAUAGUUUGCAUUUGCUCCAGA